Phytophthora sojae is the source of this 1382-nucleotide messenger RNA. RefSeq lists its product as hypothetical. Gene Ontology annotation, molecular function: polyubiquitin modification-dependent protein binding. Gene Ontology annotation, biological process: ubiquitin-dependent protein catabolic process. Gene Ontology annotation, cellular component: cytosol. The transcript has 2 exons. Bases 64 to 1320 code for a protein of 418 amino acids. Lineage: Eukaryota; Oomycota; Peronosporomycetes; Peronosporales; Peronosporaceae. The record is from RefSeq and is a predicted model, not a curated record.
CCUGGUGCUAACCCGUUCAACUUCCCCUUGUUCCCGGGACUCGGAGGUGCUAACGCCGGCAACAUGUUCGGCAACUUAGGCGGCGGUGCCGGCGGCAACGGCAUGCCGAGCAUGCAGCAGAUGCAGCAGCAAAUGAUGGAGAACCCGGACAUGGUGCGGCAGAUGAUGGACUCGCCGCUCAUGCAGAACCUGAUGAGCAACCCGGACCUCAUGCGCAACUUAAUGCAGAGCAACCCGGCCAUGCAGCAACUCAUGGAGCAGAACCCGCAACUCAACCACAUCAUGAACGACCCGGAGUUGCUGCGCCAGAGCAUGGAGGCCAUGCGCAACCCCGCGGCCAUGCGCGAGAUGAUGCGCAACCAGGACACGGCGCUGCGCAACAUCGAGAGCCACCCGGAGGGCUUCAACGCGCUGCGCCGCAUGUACCACGACGUGCAGGAACCGCUCAUGGACGCGGCGGCCAGCGGCGCCCCCGCGGCCAGAGGUCCCGCCUUCACCAUGCCCGGAGUUGCCGGUGGGGGCAACAGCAACACUACCGGCAACAAUGCAACUUCAACUCAAUCUGCGGCAACUUCAACUCCGGCCACGGCAACUUCAACUGGUGGUGUUAACCCGUGGACAACUGGAGGUGCAAAUGCAAAUGCAAGCGCAACUGGCGCGGGCGCCAACCCGUGGGGGGGAAUGGGAAUGGGAGGAAUGGGAGGUCUCGGAGGCAUGGGGGCAGGAAUGGGCGGUGCCAACCCCGAGAUGAUGGCGCAGAUGAUGCAGAGUCCGCUGUUCCAGGCCGCGCUGGACCAGGUGACGAGCAACCCGGAGCAGUUCCUGGCGCAGAUGGAGGCCAUGAACCCGCAGAUGGCCGCCAUGAUGAACGCCAACCCACAGAUGCGCCAGAUGAUGGCCAACCCAGAGUUCCUGCGCCAGGCCAUGAACCCGCAGAACCUGCAGGCCAUGAUGCAGAUGCAGAACGCCAUGAACCAGCUACGCGGCUCCGGACUCGUCCCAGGACUUGAAGGUCUGAACCUGGGCGAUGCUGGAGCUACUGCGGGUGCUGGAGCUGCGGGGGCAGCCAAUCCUGCUGCAGCCAACCCGUUUGCGAUGUUUGGCGGCUUCCCUGGCGCGGGUUUCGGUGGAGCAGCGAUGGGCGCGGCAAGCUCCACUCCUGCUGCACCUGCUGGCAACCCCGAGGAGAUCUACGCGUCGCAGCUGACGCAGCUCAACGACAUGGGCUUCUCCAAUCGCGAGCAGAACAUCCGCGCGUUGCAGGCCACGAUGGGCAACGUGCACGCUGCCGUGGAGCGUUUGCUCAGCGGCACCAUAUAGGAGAGUGCGGGGCAGGUCGUCAGUCUGAUCUGCACUAAUACAAGCUACUAGCUAAGUACAGA